Ictalurus furcatus (blue catfish) is the source of this 3268-nucleotide messenger RNA. It is a transcript of the gene kiss1ra, whose product is annotated as KISS1 receptor a. The record is from RefSeq and is a predicted model, not a curated record. Bases 1646 to 2713 code for a protein of 355 amino acids. Gene Ontology annotation, biological process: neuropeptide signaling pathway. The transcript is spliced from 5 exons. Gene Ontology annotation, cellular component: membrane. Gene Ontology annotation, molecular function: G protein-coupled peptide receptor activity. NCBI's taxonomy places the organism in Eukaryota, Metazoa, Chordata, Actinopteri, Siluriformes, Ictaluridae.
CUUUAGUUUAUUACUGUUUACUGCUCUUUAUAGCUUUUUUAAAUUUAUUUGGAAACGUUUAAUUUGAUUCUUUUUGAAGGCAUCUGCUUUACAGCAUUUAUUUGCAUGUGCCUAUGUCUUUUGUACAGUACUGUAUAUAAAUAGAAACAUACAGUAUAAUGUGUUUCAGGACAGGUAAAUAUACACUCGCUGAGCACUUCAUUAUACUUUAGGUACACCUAUUCAUUCAUGCAGUUAUCCAAUCAGCCAAUCGUGUGGCAGCACUACAGUGCAUAAAAUCAUGCAGAUACGGACAUACUUUUGACUGUGGCAUGGGUUGUCGGUACCAGAUGGGCUGGUUUGAGUGUUUCUAUAACUGCUGAUCUCCUGUAAUUUUCACAUACAACAGUCUCUAGAGUUUACUCUGAAUCGAAACAAAAAAGAAAAAACAUCCAGUGAGCGGCAGUCCUGUGGACGGAAACGCCUUUUUGAUGAAAGAGGUCAGCGGAGAAUGACCAGACUGGUUCUAGCUGACAGAAAGGCUAUGGUAACUCAGAUAAACACUCUGUACAAUUGUGGUAAGCAGAAAAGCAUCUCAGAACACACAACACCUCCAACAUUGAUGUGGAUGGGCUACAACAGCAGAAGACCAAGUCGGGUUCCACUUCUGUCGGCCAAGAACAGAAAGCUGAGGCUGCAGUGGACUCAGACUCACCAACACUGGACAGUUGAAGACUGGAAAAACAUAGCCUGGUCUGAUGAAUCUCGAUUUCUGCUGAGGCACACAGAUGAUAGGGUCAGAAUUUGGCACCAACAGCAUGAAUCCAUGAACCCAACCUGCCUUGUGUCAACAGUCCAGACUGGUGGAGGUGGUGUAAUGGUGUGGGGAAUGUUUUCUUGGCACACUCUGGGCCUGUUAAUACCCAUCAAUCAUCGCUUGAAUACCACAGACUAUUUGAGUUUUGUUGCUGAGCAUGCACAUCCAUUCAUGCCCACAAUUCACCAUCUUCUAAUGGCUACUUCCAGCAUGAUAAUGCACCACGUCACAAAGCAAAAGUCAUCUCAAACUGGUUUCAUGAACAUGACAGUGAGUUCAGUGUUCUUCAGUGGUCUUCCCAGUCACCGGAUCUAAAUCCAGUAGAUCACCUUUGGGAUGUGGGAGAACGGGAGAUUCACAGCAUGAAAGUGCAGCUGAAAAAUCUGCAGGAAUUUCAACAUGAACCAGAAUCUCAAAGGAAAGUUUCCAACAUCUUGUGAAAUCCAUGCCAUGAAGAAUUGAGGCUGUUUUAGAGCAAAGUGAGGCCCUACUGAGUAUUAGCAUAGUGUUCCUAAUAAAGUGCUCAGUGAGUGUAUUUUAUAAUGCUGAAUUUUUCAUAACACAGGAACGCGUAGGCUACAAUCCGCCAUUCAGAACGAAUCGAUUAAGGAGGAAGAGUGAAUCAAACUAAAAGAUUCGAAUCAUUAAAAAGAUUCGUUUUGUAACACCCCCCUGCUCUCGUGUCCUUCACGGCGGCUCAAAUAAGCGCGCGCUUGGACUUUAGAAAAACACCUCAGAGAAUCUAUCACUAGUGUCAUGGCGGUACAGCAGUGGCACAUCACUUUCCUCACAAUAUUGUGAUUACAAUUAGCACUGGUGCCAGUUAGGGAUUUUAAAACUAAUUCUACAAUGAAUGAUUCAGUUAAUUCUACCAAUGAGUCUUGUCCUGUCGUGUCUGUGUGUGAGGAGGACAUGCUCAUCAUUCCUGCGGUUCCUUACCUGCUGGACGCCUGGCUCGUGCCGCUGGUCUUCGCUCUCAUCAUGGUGGUGGGACUGUUUGGAAAUUCACUGGUUCUCUUUGUGAUUUCUAAACACAAGAAAAUGUGGACAGCGACAAAUAUCUAUAUAGCGAACCUGGCGAUGACCGACAUCACCUUUCUGGUUUGCUGUGUGCCUUUCACUGCAGUGCUUUAUCCUUUACCAAGCUGGAUCUUUGGAAAUUUCAUGUGUAAAUUUGUCAGCUACAUCCAACAGGUCUCUGCACAGGCCACUUGUGUAACACUGACAGUGAUGAGUGUGGAUCGCUGGUAUGUCACUGUGUAUCCGCUACGCUCCUUGCAGUGUCGCACGUCGAGAGUUGCCACCGUGGUGAAUCUGGGAAUCUGGAUAGGAUCUUUCUUGGUGUCUCUGCCAGUGCCACUGUACACUAGGACUUUAGCUGGAGAAUGGUUUGGUCCUCAGGUAUUCUGCGCUGAGAUUUUCCCCACAACAACUCACAAGAAAGCCUUCAUCCUGUACAACUUCCUGGCUGUGUAUAUGCUCCCACUGGUGACAAUCUGUGUGUGUUAUCUGGUCAUGGUGUACCAGAUGGGCCGGCCAGCUGUGGAGCCUGUCGACAAUAAUUAUCAGCUCCAGGUUCAGACAGAGCGCAGCGCUGCUGUGAGAGCCAAAGUGUCCCGUAUGGUGCUGGUGAUUGUACAGCUGUUUAUUCUGUGCUGGGGUCCCAUCCAGCUGUUCAUCCUGGCACAGGCAUUUAGCCCACACUUCCGUCAGGACUAUUACACAUACAAAGUGAAGAUAUGGGCACACUGCAUGUCUUAUAGCAACUCGUGCAUUAAUCCCAUAGUCUACGCCUUCAUGGGUGCCAACUUCCGCAAGGCCUUCAAGAAAGCUUGUCAUUGCUGUUUCAAACAGCGGGUAACUGUCGCCCAACAGCCAAACGCAAACGGAAACACUGAGAUGCACUAUGUGUCAUAGAGUAUGUGUAUGUGUAUAUGUGUGGGGAAUGACAUUUGACCUUGUGGGGACAUUUGGCUGGUCUCCAUGAGGGAAACCAACAUUUAUUUAUUUAUUUAUUUUACAAAGACUACAGCUUUUAUUACAAAAACUAAAAGAGCCAAAAGGUUUAGGUUAAGGAUAUAUUUUUUAGGUUUAAGUGCAGUAGUAAUGGGACGUACAUCAGAUGCCCAUUAAUGCUGACUUUUUAUUACACUCAAUUUAAAGUUUAAUUCGUAACUUAAAGUACGAAUAGGUGCAAGUGAGUCUUAUACCAAGAGGCUACUUUGAAAACGGAUGGGUGUAUUGAAAUUAUUUGGCUGUGGAGGAAGAAGACAGCGAAAUGCCAUUAGACAUAAUGUAUUCUACUUCUCUUGGGUUAUUUCAAAUAAUAUGGACUAGUAUACAGAUAUCAACACUUUAAAAAAAUAACUUAUUAUGUACAGAAAAAUAACUGGAAAUUUGUGAUUUCUACAGUGAGAAUUUGCAAAUAUGGAUGUCAAGAAUUGGAUGUGAAAUAAAUAAUUUGAGACUGUU